Molecule: messenger RNA, 405 nt
Organism: Oryctolagus cuniculus (rabbit)
Lineage: Eukaryota; Metazoa; Chordata; Mammalia; Lagomorpha; Leporidae
Source: RefSeq, a predicted model, not a curated record
AUGGCUGACGGGUACCAGCCGGCACUGCCUGCCCAACACCAUCAUGUUUGUGUGCAGCCUGCUGUGGCAGACUGCCAUAAAGACGGCUGUCCCCAAGCCCCGCUGCCUGCACGCGUCCCCCUGGUGGGCUCACAGCAGCAGAGCCUCUCUCACUGGCCUACCCGCGCGCCUCUACCCCUCUACCGGGUGCUGCUGGUCAAGCAAGAUGGCUCCACCAUUCACAUCUGCUGCAGGGAGCCACGGUGCAUGCUGGUGAUGCCCCUGGACCUGGACACCCUGUCUGCCAAGCAGCGCCGGGCCUGGCUCCACAAGCUUGGGGCUCAGCUCCCACCCAAGGAGGAGGACUCAGAGCUGGCCGACGACUUUGACACGGAGCAUUACAGAUGGGUUUGGAACAGGAAGUGA